Molecule: messenger RNA, 2595 nt
Organism: Lytechinus pictus (painted urchin)
Lineage: Eukaryota; Metazoa; Echinodermata; Echinoidea; Temnopleuroida; Toxopneustidae
Product: homeobox protein MSX-2-like
Exons: 2
Coding region: 1-558 (185 amino acids)
Biological process (GO): regulation of transcription by RNA polymerase II; embryonic morphogenesis
Cellular component (GO): nucleus
Molecular function (GO): RNA polymerase II transcription regulatory region sequence-specific DNA binding; DNA-binding transcription factor activity, RNA polymerase II-specific
Source: RefSeq, a predicted model, not a curated record
AUGACAAAAGUUGCACAUCAAGCAUUGCCAUUAACCACUUCUACUGUAUUUGUUCUAUCUCAUUUUCACCAUGCAGGUUCAUCAGAGAUCCGACCUCCAUUCUCAGGACCCAAAGUGCAGUGCACACUUCGGAAGCACAAGACAAACCGGAAGCCCAGGACACCGUUCACCACGUCACAACUUCUCGCCCUGGAGCGGAAAUUUCGCCAAAAGCAGUACCUCUCGAUAGCCGAGCGUGCCGAGUUCUCAGCCUCGCUAAACCUCACCGAAACUCAGGUCAAGAUCUGGUUCCAGAACAGAAGAGCCAAGGCCAAGCGCCUCCAGGAGGCCGAGCUCGAAAAACUCAAGAUGGCGGCCAAGCCCAUGUUCGCGCCUGGACUAGGUAUGCACAUUCCUGCAGCGGCUGCCAGCGCGUACUACUCGUCACUCAGUCCGCUUCAUGCGGCACUGAGGCCACAGAUUUCCAUCAGCCCGUACCACCUAGGACCGUAUGCAUAUUUACCUUCGCCGCCAGCUCCAUCGAACAUAGUUUAUCCUUACACGAGUGGUAGCUUUUGAGAAUCACACAGACACUUCAUUGGACAUCGCAGCUUAUUACUUCAUCGAUAUUCUUCGCAGAUGAACAAGCUGGUACCGACUUUUAUCUACUUACACUUCGAUGUGCUUGUUCCUACUAUGACUCCAGUUGGCGAUGAAGACGAUUUCGUCAAUAUUGUCAGGUCAUGUGACCAUGACGAUAAAAUAUUAUUGAGGAUGAGCAGCCGGAUUAACACUUGCUACAUGACGUCGAUUGCAAGUCCAUCAUGCAUUGCAAAGUUCCAGAAUGAUUUAAAAAAAAAUAUACUUGCCGUCCAUUGUGGGCCAAAAAACAUAAAUUUUGAAUGCCAAUUUUUAUUAGCAUAAAAUUAUCUACGCAGUCGUACGUUUCUAUCAAAACUUCUUUUUCUUUGAAAAUAAUUUGUUGGUUAAUUGAAAGUAUUUCAUCAGAACGAAACCCCACCGAAUAAGACUGACAUGCACAAAGUGCUCUUGUUGAAUAAAUCUUAGUCAUCUCUCACCAGACAGUGCCAGAGUGUUUCAUAUUUCCACCUUUUGAACUCAACCCUAGAAUCAUUGUGUCUUACCAUUCUGUCACGUGACAAGUGUUGGUGACGUAAUGAUAAACGAACCCACCGAUUGGUUGAGAAUUUGCCUUACGAUGACGAGCAAUCAAAAAAUCUUAAUUUAGUUUCGAGACAUUCCCAAUUCUAACACUCUUUAUCACUCUUUUAGUUGAAUUGUGAUAUUUUUGUGUUUUCAAAUCAAAAGAAGUAAUGCUUUCACGAUUAUCAUGGAGGGCUGAUUUUAUUAUACCUAAUGACCAAAGUAUAUUGUUCCUUUAGCUGAUAAUUUGGACCAGAAAAUGUUGCCCAUGAAAAAAAAAAUCAUAAUUACUAAAAUAAUGCUAAAGUAUAAAUCGAGUGUGUUAUUCUAAGCCUAAGACCCCAUAUACGAUUCUUGACGAUCUUAGCCUUCAUGUCGUGGUUUAUAUCAUCGAUGCAAUGUUACGUACUUCAUCUAGAGGUAGUUUACCUAAAUGUUAUAAGCAUCGCGUGCAGGUGAGGGCGCUUGAGGCCAUGAACUCCCCCCCCCCCCCCAAAAAAAAAAAAAAGGGGUGAAAUGUGACUUUAUUUUCUAAAUAUUGAAGGAAAAGGAAAAAAGGAGCGAAAUGUAUUUUGAUUUUCUAAAUAUAAUGUCAAAAUCUUCAACCAAAUAUUUUUUUUUGUAACCAAAAUGUGAAUUUUCCCCCAUAUGUCAUGUAUGACUCCUCAGAAUAUUUUUGGUGUCUCAUUACGCUACUAGGAUUAAGGAACCAAUGAAUUACAUAAGUUUGGGCAAGGGAAAUACCCUUCUACAUGUUCUAGUUGUAACAAUAAUAAUAGUAAUACAUCAUGAUUAAUAAUAUGUGAUUUUAAUAAUCGUGCUAAUAUUAAGGAAUUGUAUUUGCAAUCCGUGCCCACCGUAUUUGAUAUGCAUGUAUUUAAAAAAAAAAACACCACUUUGUGCCGAAAGUAUUGCCAGUAUUACCAUGUUAAUUAUCAAGGAUGGAUGUCAAACACUCAAAUUCUGAUCAAAACGUUUUUAAUUGAUAUUUGUAUCAGGUAUUGCUAUGUUUUCUUUCAUGUUAACCCACCGCUUCCGUCGAAUUCAUGACUUAAACAAUUUUACUAUGAAUUGGUUUGAAUUACAGGAAACCUAGCAAAUUUAUGAAAAAUGUAUGCUAUGUUUUUCAACAGUUCUUUUAAAAUGUAAAAUUAUCUUGGCUGCAUACAAUUCGAAUUGAAUGUGCGUUAAUAUAUUUUCUAUUCCAUCUUGAUGGUUUUGCAGUCUCUGCCCCAAACUAUUUAUUUGUCUGAAAUGAACAUUGGACCGUUAAGAUAAUAAUAAUAAUAAUAAUAAUAUAGGGUAUUUAUAUUGCGCACAUAUCCACCUUGUUAGGUGCUCAAGGCGCUCCUAUAUUACCCGGCUAAGCUAGGCGUUCAUAUCGCACACAGCUUUUUAAGGAAUUACUUCCUACCGGUACCCAUUUACCUCACCUGGGUUGAGUGCAGCACA